Fopius arisanus is the source of this 1035-nucleotide messenger RNA. RefSeq lists its product as uncharacterized. Bases 167 to 709 code for a protein of 180 amino acids. NCBI's taxonomy places the organism in Eukaryota, Metazoa, Arthropoda, Insecta, Hymenoptera, Braconidae. The transcript has 5 exons. The record is from RefSeq and is a predicted model, not a curated record.
AACCCCCAGAACUGAGUCUCUACUUCAGUCAAUCCUCUUUGGAUAGACCGGCGAGGGACAGUUCUCGUUAUUUUCAUCCAGGAUAACCCUUCAAUCGAAAAUUAUUUAGUAGGACUUGUUUCUGACAUUCGUAUGAACGUUAUUUUGGGUUUAGUGAACGCUGCUGAUGGAUGAAGCACAGAUCUGUUCGAGUAUUCUCGAGGCGUACGGCUGUCAAGUGCCCGAUAAUAAACAAAUUGUUGAACUAUUCCGAACAAGACAGGAAUUCUAUUCCGAUUGCAGUGAUGUUUCAACUGACGAAGAGCAACACUCAUCAUUGUUGAUAAAUAAUUACAAAAACCAGUUUAGCUCAUAUAAAUCAAAAUCCACGGAGGAAACGCAUUUACUUAAUUAUGAAAAAUUUGCGAGAGCGGUAUUUCCCAAGAAUGUCCUAAUGAGAUGUAUCCUGGAAAAAAUCAUGAAGAAUAUAAACACUGGAUCAACAAACACUUCGACAGCUUCAACGAUAUCGGACGAAUUUGUCGAGAUGCCAGACGAUCUUGACGUAUUAAUGCGUCCAGGAAUGAUCGGGAAAGGAAUAAUCGAAAAUAGACCGAGUGAUGAUGGUUAUCGGUUUUUCCAUCAUGGGGUUAAACAAACGAUAACUCCUAGACGAUAUAUAAUGGACAAUAUCCACGACGAGGAAUUUAUAUUUAAAAAGCGACGAUAAGUCCGCAUCUUAAUGAUUCGUACAAAGGAAUGCUCGUGCCUAAAAAGUGACUUUCCACAUUGCGCACAUUGCGAAAAAAAAUAUUGUUCGCAGCUCGUGCAUAAUGUUGUUUCCGGCAUGUGGGAUUAUACCACUCGCCUUCAAGUCAUGUUAUAAACCUCUCACACGUCAAAAAUCUCUUUUCCGCACUUGUUACGAAAUAUACUAUUACUCCCCCGGUGGCCCCAAUCCUAAAAUCGAAGGAAAAUGUUAUGUUGACUUCAGUACAAUAGUAAAGUGAAUUGGAACAUUCUGAUCAGAGGAUAGAAUAAAAAUUGUUACCAGUA